AUGGCGUUUUCUUUGAAUAAACUUAAAAAUAUUUUAAAUGGCAAUAAAGACAAUCAAUUGGCUGGAAGUGGAAGUUUGGAACCAGAAAUUGGUUUCAAAUUAGCUUUGCAUCCAGUUAGCAAAAAUAUGUAUGUGACUGUUAUCGGCGCCCGGCAUUUGCCGUCAUUGUUUGGACUCAGUCGCGCCUAUGGAUAUCUUGUAAAGAUUAAAAUAUUCCCCGGCGAAAGUAAAUACGAAACAACAUUACAAGAGAGCUCUUGGCCGAUAUGGAAUGAGGAUUUUAAAUUUCAAUUGAAACAAAAGGAUGCUAAGAAAUCUGAUAAAAUUGACCUACAGAAUUUAGUUGCUGGACAUUUCCUUUCAUUGACGAUUUACGCCAUAUUGGACUCCCCGAAACCGGAGGCGGACAGACGAAAGAGUGCCAAACUGACCGAUACCAAAAACUCUAAAUUAAUGAAUGAGGAAGAUUCUAAAGCGAAGGGAUUAUUUGAGAAAACAUUCAGCAGUUUUAAGACGACUAAGUCGGAGGCGGUUACUCAAAAAUCCAUUCUAGAGAAGAGGAGGACUCUAGGAGCCGCGACGUGGAAUUUCGAUUCCAAGUUAUUCCAGAAUGAUCUCAAGAACGGCUUAAUUGGAACUCCAGAUAUUUGGAGGCCUAUAAAUGCCAUUGCUAGCGGACUAGCUCCUUCCGAUAGUCGGAGGGAGAAUAAGAAAGGUCAAUUAGAGGUGACGUUACUUUAUACUUCAAGCGAGGAUGGUCUGAACGACGUUUUGCAGCUCACUGUUAACAGAUUACGGUGUUCAGUACAAACGAUGCAAGAACAAGAACAAUACAAAGCGCCUCUAUACUUGAAAGCUACGAUAUUAGAAGCAAACAAGGCUGAAUGUUAUUGGAAGAGUGAUAGAUUUAUACCGACCAUCUCGGCGAGAUGGGAUCCAAAAUCUUCUACGGUGAAGCUAACAGUGUAUAAAGCUAACUUGAACAAAGUUAGCAUAUAUAUUAGCUUCGGAUGCAAAACUAAAAUGGCUAAGAAGGAAAUAUUAGGGAAGGUUCACAUCGAUGAGAAAUCGCCGUACGCUGACAGCUGGAAUGAAUGCUUGAGACAACCGGGCAUACCUAAGACUUUCUGGGUCAAUUUUGAAUAA
Messenger RNA from Danaus chrysippus (African queen), 1146 nucleotides. Lineage: Eukaryota; Metazoa; Arthropoda; Insecta; Lepidoptera; Nymphalidae. The record is from the annotation of a GenBank genome assembly.